UAGAGAGUUAGAAUACGAACAGAAAUUAAUUGUACACAUAUUUUAACAUGCUGCCUAGAAUUAACUAAUGCAUUACUGUGGUUAGUAGGUUAUAAUACUCAGAACAUGCUCUGAAACAAAUGUAAUAUAUUUUACAAGACCAUAUAUGGGAGGACUUCAAUGAAUGUUAUUAAACGACUGAAGGAGGAUAUAUUCCCAGGUGGAAGGGAAAUUGUGCUGAAGAAACAAUAACUACACCACUCGAUGACAGGUUCUGAUAUUCCAGUGUUUGAUCUCACAUAAAAGGACUCUCAGUUUCAGCUACCAAUGAAGAACUAUUUCCUACAAACUGGUCUCUGAAAAAUAUUCUAACAUAACGAUGAACCAAACUUACCUAAACAUUGGACUGAUAGGAAGUUACCAUGGAGACAACUCAAGAGAAGACGUGCCAUCUCCAAGUCCAGAUUCCAAAUCGAAAUACCCAGAAUACUGUAAGACCAUGGUGGUCCAGGACUCUAAUGGUGUUGUGAAAGAGUUGGUGUUCCCCAAAGCCCUGGACCUAGACCGCCCAAAGCGGGCGAGGACAACUUUCUCCCCGGAACAGCUGUAUCAGUUGGAGAGGGAGUUCCAACGUAACCAAUAUUUAGUAGGAAAGGAACGCACGGAGCUGUCCAAAAAACUUCAGCUUUCGGAAACCCAAGUGAAAGUCUGGUUCCAGAACAGAAGGACAAAGUACAAACGGGAUCGGGGCCGCGAGGCGGAAGUCAGUGACAGUAAAGCGGAAAGCUUGGCUGCGUGUAAUAUACUGAGGAUCCUACAAAACCGGACUCCUACUUAUCCGACACCCCUCCUACCAACCUAUACCUACCCCUUUUGAAAACGUAACACUGCCUGUAAUAUACUGGAACUAGUCUAUCCGUCACCCCUCCUACAUCUACCCCUACUGAUGACGUCACACUGCCUGUAACAUAGUCCUACUGAACCGACCUACCCGUCACCCCUCCUACAUCUACCCCUACUGAUGACGUCACACUGUCUGUAACAUAGUCCUACUGAACCGACCUACCCGUCACCCCUCCUACAUCUACCCCUACUGAUGACGUCACACUGCCUGUAACAUAGUCCUACUGAACCGACCUACCCGUCACCCCUCCUACAUCAGAUCUACCCCUACUGAUGACGUCACACUGUCUGUAACAUAGUCCUACUGAACCGACCUACCCGUCACCCCUCCUACAUCUACCCCUACUGAUGACGUCACACUGCCUGUAACAUAGUCCUACUGAACCGACCUACCCGUCACCCCUCCUACAUCAGAUCUACCCCUACUGAUGACG
Pecten maximus is the source of this 1316-nucleotide messenger RNA. RefSeq names its product ventral anterior homeobox 1-like. The coding region runs from base 359 to 856 and encodes 165 amino acids. Gene Ontology annotation, molecular function: DNA binding; DNA-binding transcription factor activity, RNA polymerase II-specific. The record is from RefSeq and is a predicted model, not a curated record. The transcript has 3 exons. Gene Ontology annotation, biological process: central nervous system development; regulation of DNA-templated transcription; neuron differentiation. Lineage: Eukaryota; Metazoa; Mollusca; Bivalvia; Pectinida; Pectinidae.